Molecule: messenger RNA, 1464 nt
Organism: Lacerta agilis (Sand lizard)
Lineage: Eukaryota; Metazoa; Chordata; Lepidosauria; Squamata; Lacertidae
Product: vomeronasal type-2 receptor 26-like
Exons: 4
Coding region: 1-1464 (487 amino acids)
Biological process (GO): G protein-coupled receptor signaling pathway
Cellular component (GO): membrane
Molecular function (GO): G protein-coupled receptor activity
Source: RefSeq, a predicted model, not a curated record
AUGGCGACAUUGCACUGGGGAGGAGAAGCUGGAGGCUCUUCCUGGCUCUAUUUUGAAACGAGCAUGAUUGGCCACAGCUAUAGCAUCUACAAUGCAGUCUAUGCUGUGGCACACUCCAUGCAUGCCAUGCAUUCAUCUAAAUUCAAGCGCAGAGUGGAUGAAGGGCGGCUGAAGCUUUGGAAUCAACAGAUGUGGAAGCUCAGCCGCUUGGUGAGAAAUAGCUUCUUUAAUAAUACUUCUGGCGAAAAAGUUUAUUUCAACCAACAUGGAGAACUAGAGGCUGCAUUUGAUAUAAUAAACUGGGUGACAUUCCCAAACCGGUCCAUUCUUAGAGUGAGAGUUGGAGGAGUAGACCCACGGGACCCCCUGGGCAAAGAGUUCACCAUUCGUGAGGAUGCCAUUGUAUGGCCCAGCAGGUUUAACCAGGCACUACCCAUUUCUCUUUGUAAUGACCAUUGCCAUUUGGGUUACAGUAGAACCAAGAAGGAAGGGAAGCCAUUUUGCUGCUAUGAUUGCCUUCCCUGUCCAGAAGGGAAGUUCUCAAACCAGAAGGACAUGGAUGACUGUUUGCAAUGUCCAGAAGAUCAGUAUCCAAACAAUGCCCGUAAUUCAUGCACUCCAAAAUUCAUAAUCUUCCUCACUUUUGGUGAACCUUUGGGGAUCUCUUUGGCAGUAUUGGCUCUUUCCUUUUCAUUUAUUACAGCUUCAGUACUUGGCAUCUUUGUUAAGCUUAAGGACACUCCCAUUGUCAAGGCCAACAACCGGAAUCUCACCUACACUCUUCUCAUUUUCCUCCUGCUUUCCUUCCUUUGUGCCUUGCUGUUCAUUGGCCAACCCAAAAAGGUGACGUGUCAUCUUCGACAAACUGCUUUUGGCAUUAUCUUCUCAGGAGCGAUAUCUUGUGUUCUGGCAAAAACCACCAUUGUAGUUCUAGCUUUCAUGGCUACCAUGCCUGGAUCCAGAAUAAGGAAAUGGUUGGGGAACAGACUGGCUGCUUCCAUUGUCCUUUCCUGCUCCCUGAUUCAAGCCACUAUUUGUACUGUGUGGCUCUCAACAUCUCCCCCGUUCCCAGAUUUCAACAUGCACUCAGUUAUGAAAGAAAUUGUACACGAAUGUAAUGAGGGCUCCGUCACCAUGUUCUACUGUGUUUUGAGCUACAUGGGCUUCCUGGCCACUGUCAGCUUCACUGUGGCUUUCCUAGCCCGUAAGUUGCCUGAUAGUUUUAAUGAAGCCAAGUUCAUCACCUUCAGCAUGUUGGUCUUUUGCAGUGUUUGGCUGACCUUUGUCCCAACCUACCUGAGCACCAAGGGUAAAUAUAUGGUUGCCGUGGAGAUUUUCUCCAUCUUGGCCUCCAGUGCGGGCUUACUGGUUUGUGUCUUUUCUCCAAAGCUCUACAUCAUUGUGUUCAGACCUGAGCUGAACAACAAGGAACAGUUAAGAAGAAGAAACAAUGAAACAUUCUAA